Entamoeba invadens IP1 is the source of this 408-nucleotide messenger RNA. RefSeq lists its product as hypothetical. The record is from RefSeq and is a predicted model, not a curated record. Lineage: Eukaryota; Evosea; Mastigamoebida; Endamoebidae. Bases 1 to 408 code for a protein of 135 amino acids. The transcript has a single exon.
AUGAGUAUAGGAGUUCUUGAUUUGGACAAAACAGAUUGUUAUAAGGACGUGCAAGUUGGGUGGUAUGGAGGAAGUAUUGGGUUUCAUAGUGAUGACGGUGCGAUAUACUCGGGAUCUGGAAAUGCAGAAUUUAACACAAAAAUUCAGUACGGAGAAAAAGUAAAUGUAAGUAACACAGUUGGAGUUGGGUUAAAAAUUAAUCCUAAAAAUAAGAAGACAGAUGAAGUGUUUUUCACAUGUAAUGGAAAAUUGGUGUAUAAGAAAAAGUUUGAAAGUGUUAAGGUCGCAGCUGCUUUGGCGUUUAAUGAUAUUAAUAAAGUUGUUAUUAAUUAUGGCGAAAGUGAAUACAAGUGCAAUUUGAACCAAAUUCAAAAAGAAUUGAAUUCGACAAUGUGCAGAAUUAUAUAA